CCGCUCCCCUGCGUGGCCACCGUCAGCCGCAAGCUGGAGGCGAGCGGGAGCCCCCAGUCCUGACAGCUGCCCACGCGCCGGGGCGGUGCACGAGAACGUCGCUUUAAAGGUUCGCGCCGCCGGCCUCGCCCCCCGCGCCCCGCGAUUGGCCGCAGGUGGGGCGGCGUUGGCCUGAUAGAUACAGGGAGGGCGGGGCUGCGCACGCGAGUCCUGUGGCCUCACCGCGGUAUUGGGGGCUGGGGAGCCCGCGAGUGGCCGCAGAGUGCGGGUGAUUGAGCGUGCGGGGUAGGCGAGCGCGCCGCGCGCGCGCGCCAGCAGCCGAGGUCCCGUGGGAAAUAGCGGAGCGCAGGACGCCGACCCGCACGCGCCGCCCGGCGGUCGGCGGCGUGCGCGACGGCGCGGGGGUGGUGUGCGCGCGUGAGCCUGUGUGUGCGUGUGUGCGUGUGCGCGUGUGUGCAGCUCGGGUGCGGAGCGCAAGCCGUCAGUCCCCGCUGUGAGUCCCCAGCCGUCUUCCACAGCCCUCCCCCGGUCCCCGCAUCUUCCCUACGACCCUCCCACGCACCUACGGUCGCAUACCAAGCCCAGGAAGCCGGUGUGGGGGGUGAGCGGAGUCGCACGAGACAAAAGGGGCGCGGGGGUCAACCCGCCAUGGCCUCCCGGAGCCUGGGGGGCCUCAGCGGGAGCCGCGGCGGCGGAGGCAGCAGCAAGAAGAGCCUGAGCGCCCGCAAUGCUGCGGUGGAGCGGAGGAACCUGAUCACUGUGUGCAGGUACGGUCUACACAUUGAUAUGNUGAUUGAUCGGUCCUGCUUUGAGACAAUUGAUGAUUCUUCUCCCGAAUUUAACAAUUUUGCAGCUAUUUUGGAACAGAUUCUAACUCACCGGCUAAAAGGUCAAGUAACCUGGUUUGGUUAUGAAAGUCCUCGUAGCUUCUGGGACUAUAUCAGAGUGGCUUGCCGGAAAGUUUCACAGAAUUGUAUCUGCAGCAUUGAAAAUAUGGAAAAUGUCAGUUCCUCUAGAGCUAAGGGUAGAGCCUGGAUCAGAGUAGCACUCAUGGAAAAGCAUUUAUCUGAAUACAUCUCUACAGCUCUGAGAGACUUCAAAACAACCAG
Molecule: messenger RNA, 1109 nt
Organism: Hipposideros armiger (great roundleaf bat)
Lineage: Eukaryota; Metazoa; Chordata; Mammalia; Chiroptera; Hipposideridae
Product: RUN domain-containing protein 3B-like
Exons: 4
Source: RefSeq, a predicted model, not a curated record